AUGGUCUCUGAUACAGGUGACUCUAAGGUUCACCUGAGUGAUCCAGCACCCACCAGCCCCUGGCGGAGCCACCAUCGAGCUCUUCGCAAACCACACCCCUGUAACCACAGAGACCUCUGCUGCCGACGCAAUCCUACCUGCGUUUUCCCUACGCCUUGGAACCCUGUUGGUUGUCACAGCAACCAGACAGGGCUACGUGCCAAAUUCCGCCCCUGGAGACCCACCAGACUGCCCGUGUUUUCCUCUCUCAGUCUGGAGCUGCUACCAGAGAGAGCUGCCACUCUGAUGGUGUAUGAAGACCUGAUACACAUUAACUCUGGAUCCCAAGGAUCGAGGGGUCAGUCCUGGGUUCAGUUCCAGCGUCGAGCCCUGAGCCUCCCUCUCAACUCGUCCUACAGCAACCUCACUGCCCUGCUGACUGUGGCCAACAACCCCAGCCACAUCCAGCACUUCCCAUACCUGCAGGGCCUGGGGGGCAACGGAACAGGUACCUCCACUGGGACUGGGACAGACUGGGACCAGACUUAGGUGGAAUACACUGUUGGUACUAUUCUAUUGGUGCCGUUGUAUCUGACAAACUAAAUCAAUUAUUUGAUAGUAUUUG
Messenger RNA from Salvelinus sp. IW2-2015, 604 nucleotides. RefSeq names its product protein FAM171A1-like. The record is from RefSeq and is a predicted model, not a curated record. Gene Ontology annotation, cellular component: plasma membrane. Lineage: Eukaryota; Metazoa; Chordata; Actinopteri; Salmoniformes; Salmonidae. Gene Ontology annotation, biological process: stress fiber assembly; regulation of cell shape.